AAUAUCCAACAACAGCUACGGCAACAUCCAACACUAUGACGCUUCUCUUGCUGCAUGCCUUGCUGCUGGCAAGUGCAGCUGCGGCAGCAGCAGCAGCAUCUGAGGCCGGCGACACUGCAGGCGGCAACGCUACUGCAGGCGGCAACGCCACCACGGCUCAAGGCCUAUGCAACGGCGCCGGGUGCCAGCCACCGCCGCAGCCGCUACCGAUCUACGGCGGCCCUCCGCCGUCGCCGCCGUCGACGACGCCGCCCUCCCCGGGCAUGCAGGCGCCGUGCCCGCCGGUGACGCCCGUUUGCUGCGGCGGCCAAAACACGCCUCAGCAGCCGUACUACCAAGCGCCUCCGAUCGGCUACCUUCCCUACUACAACGAGUCUGCUUCUUCGGUGCUCGUGCCACCGACUCCGGUCGCCGCCGUUGCCUAUUACGUGAUCGUACCAUGUCUCUUGCUUUGGGUUGUGGUGUAACGGUGAUCACUGAAGCCUCGUCCAACAUCAAGAGAAGAUUGGGCUCCACAUACAAAAAAAAAAGCUGUACUAGAAGCAGGGGUACGUCUUGCCAUGCCGUUUUUCUGUCGUUGUAAAGCCGGUUCUAUAGCGGAAGUAUCUUUCUCACCUCGAGCUCAAA
Triticum urartu is the source of this 627-nucleotide messenger RNA. RefSeq lists its product as uncharacterized. Lineage: Eukaryota; Viridiplantae; Streptophyta; Magnoliopsida; Poales; Poaceae. The record is from RefSeq and is a predicted model, not a curated record.